Oncorhynchus tshawytscha (Chinook salmon) is the source of this 2466-nucleotide messenger RNA. It is a transcript of the gene lg12h5orf34, whose product is annotated as linkage group 12 C5orf34 homolog. The coding region runs from base 120 to 1697 and encodes 525 amino acids. Lineage: Eukaryota; Metazoa; Chordata; Actinopteri; Salmoniformes; Salmonidae. The record is from RefSeq and is a predicted model, not a curated record. The transcript has 11 exons.
GCAGCAGCAGCCAAUAGGAGCACACCUUUCAUCUAGCGCAAAUUUUGUUGUUGACAACAACGCUGCUAAACGUGAUUUGGUUUACUAUCUAGCUAGCUGGAAUAUAUAAAAGAACAUUUAUGAUGACCAGCAGCAAAACUAAUAUCGGUUUGAUGAUCAUGUACAAGGAUGAGUCGGUGGACGUCCGUUACGUAGAUGAUUCCCGUUUGCACUUGUCGCCCUGUGGCUCGGAAUUCAUGUUGGAGAAAGCCCCUACACGAUCUGCACAUCCUCUUCAGUCUAAUGAGAAGGUUCGACAGAGGACCAGGUUCGCCACCAGCAGCUACAAGGACCUGAUGCUUGGUGCUUUGGAGUUCAGGAACGAGUAUGCAACACGACCUUACCUGCCUGAAGAACUCAUCUCGGACGACCACAGAAAGCAGGUCUUCAGCAUUGACCCUGAGGUGGAGUGGCCUGCAUGUUAUUCCUGUACUGCUGAGGUGGGAUUGAACCGAGAGAUCAUCGUCAGUUCAGUGGAGCGGAGUGCCAGUCUGCUGCUUUCUUCCUCUGGAGAGGAGUUCUCUGUAAACUUCACCUGCAGACUUAGUCACAACCAACACCACAGGCCUCGGAGCCGAGACCCAAAUAGGUCUGUCACUGAACGCAUACAGCAAGACAACCAAACCUGUAGGCCAAAGACUCCAUCUCAACAGAGUGGCGCCUGUGCUGAGCAACAGCAAGGAGAGGUAUACCUGUCCACCAGAGUGGUCCAGCACCACUCUGUCUCCUGUGUUCCUCUGGUGUGGCGUUACCCUCUGUCUCUGGCCAUUCACCUCUGGCGUGCCCAGUCCCAGCCCUCUGGAGAGAGGAACAGGGGGGAGACAGAAGAAGAGACAGCCAGGGGGAGAGACCAGACUGAGAGAGCAGUGACAAUGACAAACACAUCUAGAGGAGAGAGGAGGUCUCACCUGCCCCAAGCCCUGCCUCUCAGAUGCCCUUCCCCUCAUCAGCACAGGUGGAAGUCAAUGUACUCUCUGGUCCAAGAUGAACAGGAGGCAGACCAAGACCUCCCUACAGAGUUGGUUAAAGUGGUGUGGUGCCAAGGGGUGCUGUACAGGAUAGUGGAUGGAGCAAUCCCAGUUGUGGAGGUUUCUCCAGGGGAUGGUUCAGUCAUCAGGUCUAACGGAGUGCUGGCCAGCUACUUCACCCACCACAGAGCUGGCCCUGGCCCUGGGGAGGUAAAGGAUGUGACGUACCACCUAAGCAGCCUCCCCCCUGACACACCUGGGCAGGUCUACUCUGUGUGCUCUAUGGUGACUCGAGCCAGCAGGAUCCUGAACUGCUACAACCAAGUUAGACACUCUCUAAAGCUCCCUGCUACACAGAGCUGCUACAACCAGGAGACCAGUUCAGAGCCCUUUAUACAGGAAGUACACAUUUCUGAGUCUGGUUACAUUAAUACCACUGAAACAAGACAAAGCAGGCCUAACUGUGUUGCUGAAGAGCUGGAGAAGAUCAAACGCUUCAACUUUCUAUUGGAUAACAGUCAUCUUCUUAAAGCCCAGAGGGGUUCUACAGUGGUGGGCUGUGGUUCUAAAGAGCACUGUGAGCCGGUCAACGAGAGCAUUGCGGAGGCCCUCCAGAGAACCUCCAAAACCAUCCAGGAUAUCGACAACCUCCUACUUUCUAGAGACACCGUCAUGCAGGGCAGCGGAUAAUUACAGUCCUGUGUGACGUGUGAUGUCUGGUUUGCUGUCAGAAAAUACUUAUUGCAAAUGAGGAACAUGUGAAGCAGUCAGAAUUAUUCAUUGGUUGCAGUAUCACUAAGUAAGCAUUGUCUAGUGGCAGUUUCAUUGCUUUACUUACAGUUGAAGUACAGACUGCAGGAAAAAUAAAAUAGUUUUCUAUUGUUGUGAGGCUCAGAUAUAGGUCAAGGUGUCUAACACUGUCCUCCAGCUCAGCAACAGCCUCAACCCAUGUGUGGUUAGACAUAGUGGUUAGACCAGACUCUGAAAGAUGAUGGUUGUGGUGUGUUGAAGCUAGGCAACAGUUUGUUGAAAAAUACUUAUUGUCCAUCUUAUUGCAAUUCCUGUACUGUCUUCAUCUGAUACCAUGAGGCGUAUUGUACAGUGACAAUCACAAGUAAUAACGAUUUUAAGUAAUCUGUCGUGUCCAUUUCACCUUGUCAGUGCUUUUUGAAGUGUACAGUUUAAGUGCCAUGAUUCCCCAUUUUGAAUCACUCAUCAGUUCAUGGUGGUCUCACUUCAGUAGGACAGGAAAGAAGAACUCUGAAGGAAGUGGCUGGAAAUGACUAAUGUUUUGUGUUGUGCUAUACAGGAUGUGUGUCAUUUAUACUCUACAAGGUUUUGAAAGCGUUCCACAGGGAUUCUGGUACAUGUUGACUCCAAUCCACAGUUAAGUUGGCUGGAUGUCUUUUGGGUGGUGGACAUUCUUGAAAAACCCAGCAGCGUUGCAGUUCUUGACACA